Molecule: messenger RNA, 3693 nt
Organism: Heterocephalus glaber (naked mole-rat)
Lineage: Eukaryota; Metazoa; Chordata; Mammalia; Rodentia; Bathyergidae
Source: RefSeq, a predicted model, not a curated record
AUGUUCUGUCACAAAAUAAGGACACAGCAGCUGAGGAGACCCAAGGGCGCGCUGUGGAGCGGGCGCUGGCGGCUGACCGGAGCAGACACCCGCACCCUCGGGCUGGGAGUGCGGACGGCCUGGCGCUCACUGCACAAGGCUGCAUCCCGGGAAGCUGUGGCGUGGACGUGCGGGGCUCCGGGUCCCAGGUUCUCAGCGGGGAUCCCGGGCCCUGGGGCCUCCGACAGUGUUCAGAGGCGUUUCCGGGAGUCGCCACAAGAGGGCGCCGCGGGCGAAGGCUCGCGAGCCGAGCCAGGAGGAGGAAACGCGGAGAGCAGAGGCGGCCCUCGCGGCGCCGCUUCCAUCUCCCGGGCACGGGAUGAGGCUAUGAAGCGGGCGGAUGGGGACAGGGACCCGAGCGCGCUCAGGGCACGGGAAGCUCCUGCUGAUGCAAAGCGGAGCCCGGCGACUGGUCCAACAGCGACGUCCACAGCCGCCCCCCUCUCUGCGGAGCCCGGGCCUGGAGCGCAGGCAAAGCCGCGUGUGCGGAGCUUUCCUGUGCGCAGCGCUGUGUGCAGCGGGACGCACUCAUCGGGUGCAGAGCGGGACAGGGACGGUGACGGAAGCAGGCGGCCGGGACCGGGAAGCGCAGGGAACGCUCAGCGCUUCUCUCCCAGCGCCUGGAGCCUCCUGCGCGGCGGCCCAGGGCAACGGGCAGGGGACAGCGGCGAGGACCCCGGGCCGGACCAGCCUGUGCGCCCCGUGGGCGUGACUUCCACCAGAGGAUUAGAGGCCGCUGGCAGGCCGCGUGGUCCGCGCUUUCCGCGCUGCGGCGCUCAGUGUGAAAUCCCCGCCGGCCAGGCCUCGCCCGCACACCCGGCCCCGCCCCCCGGAGCUGCGCCUUGCGGCCCGGGCUUGCCGCGCUGCUCUGCCUCGCUGAGUCCCUGGGACGGUGGGGGGGGGGGGCGGCCCGGAGCGGCGGGCAACGCGCGCGUCCCUCUGUUUUCCGGGGCUGAGUCCGAGCCCGCGGCUGGGCGCCUGGAAGCGCGAGUCGGGGGCGGCGGCCCACCCGGAGCGGCACCCUGGGCCCCCCCUGAGCCGAGCUCCAGACCCCACCUCUGGGCCGAGCCCGGCGCCGCGGUGCCCAAGGGGCAGCCAGUGACCGUGUGGUGCCAGGGCCCGCCGGACGCCGAGGAGUUCCGGCUGCAGUUCGAGGGGCGCCUCUUUGCCCGGGGGAGGCCGCGGAGCCCCGGGGCGCCGUGCAGAGUCCCGGUCCUCAUCCCGGCCCUGAGCUCCCACAGCGAGGGGCUCUGGUCGGAGCCCAGCGACGCCCUGGACCUGGUGGUGACAGGUGACCCCCGUGCUUCCCGGUCCAAUUUAGAAAGGGGCCGGGGCCGCGGAUCGGUGCCAGGGCCCUCGCCCCCACCCGGUGCCGGUGCUGCCGCCCAGGACCGAAGCCAGACACCGGAGAUGCCCUUGGGGGAGCAAGUGACCUUGUUCUGCCGCCUGGAGACAGCGACCGCGACUGGCGAGUUCUUCCUGCUCCAGGAGGGGAGGCCCAGGAGCCUGCCGCAAGGCCGGGGCUCCAUCCAGGCAGAGUUCCCCCUGGGCCCGGUGACCGCGGCCCACCAGGGCACCGACAGAUGCUUUGGCUCCUACUACAGCCAUGCCUGGUCCUUCCCCAGCGCUCCCGUGGAGCUCCGGGUCGCGGGAGGCGGGAACACCAGCUUCUCACUCACAGACCCCACUUCUCCAGACAGCAGUGGGGCUAAGCCAGGCCAGGCUGGGCGCUGUGCAGCGGCCGCCCAGCAGGGGGCGCUCGAGCCAGCAACAGGACGUCAGGGAGAGCCCGGGUCCGCGGGGGGAGAGGUCCGGGGAGGGGGCGGCUCCCCGGCGGGAGGACGGCUGCAGGGAGGCGGGAGGUGCGGGCCCGCUGCCCUACAGGUCCUCCUGUCCACAGCGGCUGCGGACGCUGAGGAGCCCUGCGCGAUGCCCACAGAGCCGGGCGCCCGGAAAGGUCAGUGGCAGCGGCGGCGGCUGUUCGGCGGGGCUGGCGGGGCGGCGGCCGGGAGGGCGGAGGCGACGCCGGGUCCACGCUCAACCGGCUCUGCUCGGUCCGCAAGCCCGCUGCUCUGGGGCCUCACCGCCCAGAACCUCCUGUGGCUCGGCCUGGCGCUGCUGGCCCUGGCGGCCCUCGUGGCUGAAGAGCGGUUGAGCAGGAAGAGGGCGCGCGUGAGCCCACGGAGUCGCAGCGCGGUAGCGCGGGGAAGCCGGGGCGCCGAGCCGGGCGGGGAAGGGCCCUAAGGGCCGCGCCUGACCUUGCUGGGGGCUCCGCGGGGCCGAGGCGGGGUCCGCGGGGAAUCCGCGGGGCGCGUGGGCUCCCGGGGGCGUCCUGGGGCCGGGCGAAGGGGCUGGGCCUGCUGCACGCGCCUCCUCGCAGCCUCUGCCGGGCUGGGGUGUUUGUGCAGCUUCCUGCACGCCGUGUUUUCACCGCUCGGGGCUGUCGUGGAAGUCGCGCUCCUUCAACAGCAGGGCCACGGGAGAUUCCUUCCUACUUAGGUGCGCGCGCGCGCGGGUGUGAGCGCGCGUGGUACCGAGGACUGAGCCCCGGCUCUGCACUGUGCUCCAUCCCCAGCCCCCCGUGUUUGUUCCUGUGCUGGGACAGACUCUUGCUAAGUAGCAAGUAAGAUCCUGUCUCAAGUAAGCCAGAAGAAAAGGGCCGGAUGUGGCUCAGCGAGGAGGCUCUGGGCCCAGUCUGCAGCGCCAGGGAAAGGGUUUAACCCGGUCCUGUGCGCAGUGUGCUAGGUUUCCUUAGAUCAGAAUGCGGCGGCCUGUUCUUCAAAGAGUUGUUAUCGGGUUUCAGUAAAAUGCUGUUUUCUCGUAAAAUUUGUAUCCUGUAUCUCACAGGAGUACAUGGUUUAGUCUAAGAUGGAAAGUAGACGUUAAAAUCUAAAGUACUUCAGUGUAUUUAAGUGUAAAACUUGUUCAUUAGCUUUUUUCCCCCUGAAAGGUCUAAACAGAGCCUCUGCACUGAGCUACAUCUCUAGUCAUUUAGUUUUAUUUUUUCUUUUGAGUCAGGGUCCUUCUGAGUUUCCUAGGCUGAGCUCGGACUUGUGAUCCUCCUGCUUUGGCCUCCCCACCACCAUCUUUGAACGUGGACCUCCUAGUUUUCCAUACCUUGCAUUAUUUAAUUUAUGUCUAUUUUAGUUUUCUGAUAUAAGAGAAAUCACUCAACAUUUAACUUUCUCAGUGUGGCCCAUUUCACAUAAUGUGAUGGAUUCCAAUUCAAUCUCCUUUCCUACAAAUGUCGGGGUUUCAUUCUUUCUGGGUGAGUAGUACUCCAUGGUGAAUGUGUACAAGUCAGUUCUUAUCCAUCCUUGGCUGAUGGACCUCUCUGCUGUUUCCACAGCUCAGCGGUUGUGCACUGGUCACCUCCUGUGCCUGCUCAGGCUGCGGGCCCUGGGGAGGGAGCAGGGCUGACAGGCGGGGGUGAGUGCCCCACUCCCCCUCACUUGGCAUCUGCCUCAGGCCCUUGGGCCCUGCUGGGUGUGCCUAGGGGGACACAGUACUGAGGAGCGCGGGGCAUCUGCACCCCACUUCGCACUCGGGUAGACGCGAGCUGGGCGCCCAGAGCAGACUCCGCCACGCUGCCUCGCCAUCCCAGGGCCCUCCAGGCCCGCGUCCCAAGGAGCUGAUCACAGCCACCCCGGCUAG